Molecule: messenger RNA, 708 nt
Organism: Juglans regia (Persian walnut)
Lineage: Eukaryota; Viridiplantae; Streptophyta; Magnoliopsida; Fagales; Juglandaceae
Exons: 5
Coding region: 89-571 (160 amino acids)
Cellular component (GO): chloroplast inner membrane; chloroplast thylakoid membrane
Source: RefSeq, a predicted model, not a curated record
UCAAAUUAUUGCCAUCUUUCUUUCAAAGCGUAGGGCUAUUUGUAUUUUGUGGAGAUACGUUCUCUCUCUGUGGAUCUCAUAGUCUCUCAUGGCGACCUGCUUCGUUCCUGUGUCUAUCUCAGGUGGAUCGCAACUUCAUGCGCGUGAGCUCUGGUCAACAAAACCAAAUUCAUUUGGAAAAACUCCGAAACUGAUAAUACAGAAGAAAUCGAACCGGGCAGGAAUUUCUCGCAGGCUAUCUGUUCGUGCAGAGUACAACAGCGAUAGCAGAAGUGGAGCUGGUGAUUUUCUUGCUGGUUUUCUUCUGGGUGGUGCCGUGUUUGGAACUUUAGCUUAUGUUUUUGCUCCCCAGAUCAGAAGAUCCCUUCUGAAUGAAGAUGAAUAUGGUUUCCGGAAGGCCAGGCGACCAAUGUAUUAUGAUGAAGGUUUGGAGCAGACUCGGCAGACCUUGAAUGCAAAGAUAAGCCAACUCAAUUCAGCCAUUGACAACGUAUCCUCACGUUUAAGGGGUACCAAUAAUGUGCCUACGGUGCCAGUUGAAAGUGAUCCUGAAGUUGAAGCUACCAUGUGAGAUUUGUCCCCAUUUACCAAAAUAUGAUCUUUGAAUCUUUAACCUUUGCUUAUACAUUUGAAGUUGGAUAUGUAAUUCUGUGGUCUUGCCCUCCUUUUUUCUGAAUAAAGGUCGUUUGAUGGCUUUUAAUAUCUAAA